CUCGGAUCCCUGUUUUUAUAUCGUGACAGCCAAACAGCACCGCGCUUCAAAGAACCCGAUGACGUUCCCAAAUUACACAAAUGAGGCGAUACCGCUGUUCAUUGCCUUCAUUGUGUUGGAGUGGCUGGUAGUCAAGCUCAAGAAACUUGGGAAGAUACGACACAAUGACUUUAUUAACUCUUUGUCUCAUGGCAUCGUCUAUGAUGUGUUUGGCGUUGUGUUUCGGAGUUUCACGCUCUGGGGUUACGAUUGGCUGUACGAACGACGUGUCAUUGACCUGGACUGGUCCUCCCCGGUGACUUGGUGGGUUGCGGCUCUCGGGGUUGACCUUGGGUAUUACUGGUUCCAUCGAGCUACUCAUGAAGUGAACCUGAUAUGGGCGAGCCAUCAAGUGCAUCACUCAUCCGAGGAAUACAACCUCUCUACUGCUCUACGCCAGUCGAUGUUCCAACGGUAUUUCUCCUUCGGGGUCUACCAGCCCUUGGCUCUCCUGGGCGUCCCUCUCUCGGCCAUAUUAGUGCACGCUCAGUUCAAUUUAUUGUACCAGUUCUGGAUCCACACGGAAGUGGUGAAGAACUGCGGUCCGUUAGAGUGGGUUCUCAACACACCAUCUCACCACCGAGUCCAUCAUGGAGCCAGUAAGUGGUGUCUGGACAAAAAUUAUGCCGGCGUCCUCAUAAUUUGGGAUCGACUAUUUGGGACUUUUGAGCCUGAAAGAAAAGACGAAAAGAUCGCUUAUGGGCUGGUAGGCCAACCCCAGUCUCAGAAUGUACUUUGGCUUCAGUUCUUCUACUUCGGCGCAGUGUUCCAAAAGGCUCGGAGCAUGAGCACUUGUGGCGACGCCCUCCGCGCCCUCUUCUACGGGCCCGGCUGGUUCCCCGGAACGCCCCGCCUUGGCGACCCCGAUACCUUCCCUGACGUCCGGGCGCCGAGGGCCAAGUACGACCCUCAGCUUCCCCUUUGGCAGGAGGUGUAUGUGGUCGUGCACUUCCUCGUCAUCAUGAUCCUUCAUAAUAUCUUUAUUUCACAGAGUGCGACUUUGUCGUGGAUAACAGUUCUGAUGUUCUUCGUGUUCAUCUUCGUCUCCGUCGGAAUCAUCGGCGCCAUGUACGACGGGUGGUGGUGGGCGCCCCUGGUCGAGGCCGCCCGCUGUGUCGCCUACGUGGCCUACGCUCGUGACAUGGCUGUCACCAACAUCGUCUUGUUGGACACCGCCAUCCUCGCCUACUUUGCGAUGUCGACGUUACUGUGGGUCUCUCAGAGUCUUGCCGUCGUCAAAGCCACUGUCAAGGCUGCGAAGCUAGAGUAAAAGGGAGAGCUAAAUGCAGUUCAACGGCGGCAUUCUUAAACGAGAGUUGACACAUUAUACAUUGUUUUCGGUAUGUUUCGCGUAAAAAUGCAUAAUCUAUGUAACAACAACACAACUAAAGUAUACUUUUUAAAGAAGCUAUUGUCCUAAGAUUGUGCUGUUGUAUUUUGUAUGAGACAAGAAUAAUUUUUGUAAGACUAAAGUGGAUUGUCUACUGCCCUGUUGCAAUUUGUUCGAAUAAUGUGAAACGCUUGUGUCUGCAGAGAUGGUCUAUCACAGAAAUGUGAUUCCCAUAAAUCUGGUACUACAAAUGUUGCAGAUUUGGUAUGGUCUUAUUAUGAUGUCCAUAUUUCAUUCGCAUACAGGUUGAUUAAUAAAAUAAGGGGAUAAUUCUGUCUAAUAUAUGUCUAUAUAUGCAUAUG
Messenger RNA from Penaeus vannamei (Pacific white shrimp), 1731 nucleotides. Lineage: Eukaryota; Metazoa; Arthropoda; Malacostraca; Decapoda; Penaeidae. The record is from RefSeq and is a predicted model, not a curated record.